Rhododendron vialii is the source of this 1116-nucleotide messenger RNA. RefSeq lists its product as uncharacterized. The coding region runs from base 49 to 843 and encodes 264 amino acids. The record is from RefSeq and is a predicted model, not a curated record. The transcript is spliced from 7 exons. NCBI's taxonomy places the organism in Eukaryota, Viridiplantae, Streptophyta, Magnoliopsida, Ericales, Ericaceae.
UACAGCGUGCCACUGUAUUCUCCUAAUUUCGAGCAGAGAGGCAUAGCCAUGGAUUUUGCUCUCUUCUCGCCGUCUUCUCUUUUCGAUGACAACGAUGAUGACGAAACGGCAAAGACUCAUGAGAGCUACGUGGAGAGAAGUCACCAAUUUCCUGGAAUGGAGUUGCUCAUUCGAGAAUUCUCUUUCCACGAGCUGAAUGCUAAUUUGCUUUGGCCAGGGACAUUUUCAUUUGCAGAAUGGUUGGUUCAGCAGAGGUCGUGGGUAGAAGGGCGCCGCACCAUUGAAUUGGGCAGUGGAACCGGAGCUUUGGCCAUUUUCCUGAGAAAAUCGUUCCAACUUGACAUCACUACAUCAGAUUAUGAUGAUCAAGAAAUCGCAGAGAACAUAGCUCAUAAUUGUAGUGCUAAUGGCAUUUCUCCUGUCCUUCCUCACGUGAAGCAUUCAUGGGGGGAUGCCUUUCCAUCUGCUGAGCCCGAUUGGGAUCUGGUUAUUGCUAGCGAUAUAUUGUUGUAUGUGAAGCAGUAUGCUAAUCUAAUAAAGACGCUGUCCUUUCUCCUCAAGUCUUACAAGCCUAAAGCUAAUGAAGCAGAUUCCAAGAUGAUUAAUGAACAGAACGGAGAUAAGUGGUUGGGACUGUCCUAUCCAGCAUUUCUAAUGAGUUGGAGACGCAGAAUUGGAAAGGAGGACGAGUCACUUUUCUUCAAUGGGUGUGAGAAUGCAGGUCUUGAAGUACAACAUUUAGGUUCCCGUGUGUAUUGCAUUAAGCCUGGAGCAACUGCCAAGGGAACAACCCGAACUUCAGUUCUCAGUUGCGAGACUGCGGUUCAACUCGUACUCUCUUGAAUGAUAGUUGAUCCAUACUCCUACUUUAAUUUGCUUCCUGUGAUACCCGUCCCAUACCAGAAGUCGACAUGGGUGAAUGAUAAAUGAUGUGGGCUAAUACUAGUAACUUUGGCUCAAGUAUUUUUCUUGUGUUGUCUAGUUGUAAAAAGUUACACGCCAGUGGUCUACAUAGGGGGUUUUAAACUUUCCCAAGAGCUGGCAUCACAGACGCUGAGAAUUUACUUAUGUACUUCCAUUUGUAUCCUUUUUAAGUUUUUGAGCUUUUGGAUGCCA